AAAAUAGCCAUAGCUUUCAGAGUGCAAGGCCAAAUGACAUAGGAUGAAGGCUGUUCGUAAUCUGUUGAUUUAUAUAUUUUCCACCUAUCUCCUGGUUAUGUUUGGAUAUACUGGUGCCCAAGAUUUCUGGUGUUCCACGCUGGUAAAAGGAGUUAUCUAUGGAUCUUACUCGAUAAAUGAAAUGUUUCCCAAGAACUUCACAAACUGCACUUGGACGUUGGAGAACCCAGAUCCUACCAAAUACAGCAUCUACCUAAAACUUUACAAACGAGAAAUUAGCUGUUCCGAAUUCUCUCUGCUGGCUUACCAGUUCGACCACUUCUCUCACGAGAAGAUCAACGAGCUGUUGAGGAUCAACGAGUCCAUCGUGCACCUGUGUGACGACGCCAAGAAUAUUUAUGUGUUUUUGCAUUACGACAAAAAUUUCGUGCAGCUCCGGCGAGUGUUUCCCUACGACUACAACGGAUUGACGACCAAGAAGACGGAGGAGGAGGAGAGGUCUGUGGUGGAGUUUGUGGUUUUAAACAAGGCGAGCCCGAGUCAGUUUGGAUGUCAGGUGUUGUGCACGUGGUUGAAAACUGCUUGA
This is a messenger RNA of Puntigrus tetrazona (Sumatra barb), 586 nucleotides long. RefSeq names its product adhesion G protein-coupled receptor B3-like. The transcript is spliced from 2 exons. The record is from RefSeq and is a predicted model, not a curated record. Lineage: Eukaryota; Metazoa; Chordata; Actinopteri; Cypriniformes; Cyprinidae. Gene Ontology annotation, molecular function: G protein-coupled receptor activity. Gene Ontology annotation, cellular component: plasma membrane. Bases 44 to 586 code for a protein of 180 amino acids.